AUGAUCGUAUUAUUUGUGAUCAUCGGAUUACUAUCGGCACCCGCCUUUUCAAAUGGUUCGUCAAAAGAGCCCUCCGAUCUCCAAUUGAUUGCUGAGGACUUCCAAAUCCUGGCCCGUGUCACCAACGCGAUCGCUCUCCAAGCCGAUGCAAUUCGAGGACAACUUAAUGCUCGAGAUGCCAUUGCUGAGUUCCUAAGUAUCGAGAAGCAUGAUUUGGAUGGAAUCAUAGGAUUCGAUCCGCAACCUUUCAUUCCAUAUCUGCAAAAAGUAGAGGAAGAUAUCAAAAACUUUGAAAACAGUGACAAGACUUGGAUGGAGGAGAUUAAGAACUUUGAAAAUGUAUCGAUGGAGUUCGAGGCUUCGAAAAACGCGGAUGUGAAUUUAUCGACUCCGACUUCUUUGCCUGGAGAUUUCCUGGCUUCUUUGCAAAUGUUAAUUGAAUCCGACGAAGCUAAAGACGUUUCUUGCAAGACUACAGUGUUGAGUCCUCUUGUGUCGUUUCUAAAACUCGGCGAAAAGAGCGAAUACAGUUUCGAGGAAAAAUAUAUUUUGGGACCUGCAUUGACCUUCAUUCAGAAACAACCCGACGCCUACAUCAAUUGCAUCCAACUGAUUAUGAAAGUUCAAAAAGCACUUAAUACAAGUCUAGUUUUUCAACUAUAUGAGGAUUAUAUUCGCAUGAAAGAAGUAAUCUCAAAUGUACCCACAGCUUUGGAGGACAUGAAGUCAAAAAUUGCCAAUCUCAAAGCAGGUCUGGCUACUAGCUCGUUUAUGUGGAAUUCUGUAACAGGAAACAUGUCUGGCAAACCUAUGAGUGAACAAAUUUCGAGAGCUCUGGAUGCUCAUAUCCUGCACUCCAAAAGACUGGAUCCCCCACUCGCAGGUCUUACAGUUGCUUUCUUUCGUGCUGCCGAUUUAUUGAAAGUGGCAGAUGAUCUCAAAAGUCCUUGGUUUCAAAAGCACAUUGCCCGUGGAGCGAGCGUGCAAAACUUGACACAUGCUUUGGAGCCAUUCAAUCAAGUUGCAAAAGAUAUUCAACUUUUGGAUAAGCCAUGGAAAGAAUUUAACAGGCUGGAUGAUGAUCAUAGAACGAAGUAUAAAAAAGUUGUUGCUCACUUGAAAUAUCUGGAAGGAUAUACCUUAGAAAGUCUCCAGUCUUUUGCGCAACUGGUAGAUUCGGUGAAUUCAUCGUUUCAUAAUUGUGUCCAGCAGCGGAACGCAACAUUCAUGAAUAUCUACCAAAAGUUUCAAGAGCAACAGAACGUUACUGAAGAGUUGAUGAAGAAUUUCGAUGAUUUUCGAGAAAAAGCUGGCAAAUUCGUGACAGAUCAUUUGGAUGAUCAAGCCAUUGAAAAUUACCAUUGUUUCUACAAACUGAGAAUAGACGACUCAGAAAAUCUGAUGAACAUUUCCUCUGCAGUAGAUUUAAUGUCCAAAAUGAAGAAAGACUUUUCUGAGUGUUUGGAACAAUAUGGAAGUAAAACCGAUAUGUUACAAGUUUUUCUAUCAUUUGAAAGUGUAAGGAACAAUAUGGAGGAGCAAUAUUCCCUCAUUCAAAGAUUUAAUAACAUCACAGGAGGAGCGAAAGUUAAUGUAACGGAAAUUUUGAAUGCGUCCGGUGUUGAGACUUCUUUAAAAUGCUUGAGAGAUGGACCGUACAAAUUGGAAAAAUUUGAUGACUUGAAAGAAGUCAACAAGUUUCUUGGCACCCUCAAUGACAUUCCUCGCCCUAUUGAAGAUGUUAAAGCUACCAUCGAGUAUUUGCAGACUAUAUCCAAGAUCAAAAACGGUUUGGAGAACGUGGAGAAGGAAAUUAAAAGUGUUGGAUCUCGACAAAAACGUGCGACUGCUCAGAGCGAACCUGUUGAUAAUCCAGUGUUGGCGUUGAAUGGAUCGAGACUCGUUGCUGAAAACAUGGCAGUUUGUGCCCUUUCUCUCUGGGAUUUGGUUAUGAUUAGGGAGAAUCGUAACGAACUUUUGACCGUUGGAAAUUUCGAUGCUAAGACCAAGAAUGAUCUGUCGCAGCAAGGUUUGGGUGAAUUCAUGGAGCCAGAAAUAGCCAUGAAGAAGCUUCUGGGAGAAGUGGAAGCCAUCAACAUUGACGCAAAAACUUUACGCGCGAAGAGUCUCUUGGAUAUGGCUCAGAUAUUCGAAGAAGUCGCAAAGAUUCGUGGAAUCCUCGGAAGAAGAGAAAUCUUGUGGAAAAUGCUUAAAAAACCCGAAUACGCACACAACCCUGGAGGCGAUACAAAAAAGUUGCAACUCUUGGUGGAACUUAAUCUAGAUUUCCAAACGUAUGAAUCGAGAACGAAGGACGGUGUCUUCACAGUGAAAGCAUUGAUUUCAUACUUUGAUCAAAUCUUCGGGCAUGUUGUGAAGCCACCAACGGCAACAGUUAUUAUUGAAAAAACAUCUCAUUACUCUUUGUUUGUGAUUGUCGGAGUUUCAAUUGCAAUAUGUCUAGUUGUAUUCAUCGCAGUUAUCGUUGCUUAUGGAUUAACGAAGAAAGGAAAAGAGAGAUACAAGAACCUGUGGCUCUAUUACUUUGGAAAACCCGCGGAUUUUGAGAGAAGAUGGAGAUAUGCAAAAUUCAUGGAUUCAAAGGAUGAUAUUAAUGCUCUAUUGGAUGCAACUCGUGAGACUAACAAGACGAAUUUGGUCAUUGCAUUGAAAAAAGGAGCAUAUGUGAAUGCAUACAAUACUUCCGGGAACACUGCUCUCCACUUUUUAACAAAAUUCGGCCGCUAUGAUAUGGCUCUUGAGCUGGUGAAGAAUGGUGCGGAUCGGACACUUUUGAAUUACAAGAAUCUGACACCAGAGGAAAUGAUUCCGAAAGACUAUAAAAGCCUGCCACCACCCGAAGAUCCGAGUUCCGAGCUUGCUCCGAAAUACGAAGAACUUGCGAAAAUGUACAAAAAGUAUGCGAAUAAGAAGUUCAAGCAGCGCGUGCCAGAAGCGUUCCCAUCCACUUCUUUUCGAAUUUGGUAUGAAGAUAGAACGGAUGAGGAUCUAUCAAACAAGUUCUACGAAAAGUUCUCUUCCAUUACGUCUACGGAACUAACCGUUUCAACCACUCACUGUAUUGUGAAGACAGAUGAGAGGGGCGUGUUGGUGACAGAUGAUAUCAAUCUUCUCAUUCCAAUCUUCCAUGGUAUGAUUAUAGUUCGUGAAAGUUGGAUGGCAGACUGUCUGAAAGAUGAGAAAGUGAUUGAGGAAGACGAGAGAUAUCUCGUGGGAACGGUCAAAUACAAGGGAGUCGAAUACAAUACGGUUCAGAUGUGGACAAAUGCAAUUGCGAAAGCUGAGAUGCCUUUUUUGGUUGGAACUUUCAUGGUAGUGCUUGACCUGAAAUAUGCUAACUUGGCAAUGCUUACUAGACUCAUGAAGUCUCUUGGAUGUGAAAUGCUUUCAGAAUUUCCAAAUCUAGAUCAGUUCAACGUUGGAGCGCGCCCCUAUCUGCACGCAAAUCUUGGACCACUUUUCCUUUUUCACGACGGAUCGAAAGACUUGUUGCAAUACAAAACCGAGUUGUUCUCACAUUUCACUGAAGAACAAUUAAUCGUUUUCCUAUUGAAGAGAGAGAUCAAUCGGGAUACCAGAAAAAAUCCGCCGGAUGUGGUGAAGGAAGUUCCAAUCGAGUAA
Caenorhabditis remanei is the source of this 3642-nucleotide messenger RNA. RefSeq lists its product as uncharacterized. The transcript has 11 exons. NCBI's taxonomy places the organism in Eukaryota, Metazoa, Nematoda, Chromadorea, Rhabditida, Rhabditidae. Bases 1 to 3642 code for a protein of 1213 amino acids. Gene Ontology annotation, molecular function: protein binding. The record is from RefSeq and is a predicted model, not a curated record.